CAACCAGCGGAGCCGUUCAGUGCGAGUCGAAGAUUCGAGCGCGCAAGAUCGCGUAAAAUUGUCGUUAUUCCGGAUUCUUCAGUUCAGUGAAGCGCGAAUAAGUGUUGCAUUUUGAGGGAACGCUGCCUGUGAGAAAAAAAACUGUAAUACCUGUGAAUAGGAAUUCGUGAUUAUCGUUAGAAAAAAAAAAGAAGGAGAAUAAUUUAAAAACAGGGAAAAAUCAUCUUUAUAUUCAUCAUUACAUUUGAAGACCAGCACAAGUCGGGAAAGAUCAGCGAUAAUGAGCUGGACGAGCCAUCUGAUUACAAUUCUAGUCGUGACAGUGUUCGCGCAAAUUGUUUUAUCCGCACCGGCACCACAGUUUCUGACCUUCCAAGAUGGUAAAUUUGGCGUUAACUUUGGCGGUUACCACGCCGAGGCCGGCCUUGGAGGCCUUCUAACAGGCAAUGCGGCUCACGGAGGACUGUCGGCUUCGGCCGGAACACCCUACGGACAGCAGGCAGGCGCCGGAAUCGGUGGCAUCGCGAGCGGAAACGAACGCACUGCGGGUGGAGCUUAUGCUGGUGCCACUGCCGGUCAUGGAGUGGGAGCAAGUGCAGCCAUCGGAGGAGGAUUGGCUGGAGAAGGUGGAGCUGGAGGAGUUGGAGCAGAAGCACACGCAGCAGGAGUCAGCAAGAAGGUGGUUCGACUGGGACAAACUAACGGAGCCGAUGCACCAUCUGAGGCCGUUUUCGAGAGCGAGACCGCUCCUGCCAAAAGCCCAUCAGUUAGUACGCGAUUCAAUCAGGAAAACGAUGGUAAAUCGAAGACCAAAACUAAAACCUACGUGAAGGAAGUAAAUACCGAUAUUUCAGCUCAUCAUCCGGUCCAUACCCGCACGAAAACUUUCUACAAGAAGAAAAUCAUCAGCCGGCCACACAAGGUAGCAACAGAUGAUAAUUUCAACGGCCACCACGGGAUUCAAAGUGAGACGCACGUUUAUAACAACGGGUUCGAUCUCAAUCGGUUUUUCGAUUUUCAAACAUUCUCCAAUCUGGCCGCUACCUAUGCCCAUCCACCAGUUCAGACAUCCAUAUCAUCAGUAGCAACGACUAGCCAUGUAGAACACAAAGGUCACACGGCAAACACUGAAUUGACAAAAGAGGUUUCGGAAGACGACAAAAACAACGACAAUGAGUUUCAACCGCCCAAUAAAACAUCAGUAACAUCGAUAGCAACCACCAGUCAUGGCAAAGGCAAAGAUCAAAAGCCCAAUACUGAGUUAAACAAAGAGGUUUCGAAAGACGAGCAGAACAACGGAAAUGGGGUUCAGCCACCAAAUAAAACUUCUGUAACAUCCAUUGCAACGUCCAGCCGUGGGAAAGAUAAAGAUCAAAAGCCCAAUACUGAACUGAACAAAGAGGUAACGAUAGAUAGAAUUUUCAACUCCAUUGAGGUUCAACCACCUGUAAAGACAUCAGUAACAUCCAUAGCAACGACUAACCAUGUGGCAGACAAAAGUCAAACGUCGAAUACCGAACUUAACAAAGAGGUUGCGACAGGUACAACCAUCUACGCUCAUGGGGUUCAACCGCCUAUAAAGACAUCGGGAACAUCGAUAACAUCCAUAACAACGAUCAGCCAUAGGGGAGACAAUAAAGAUCGAUCUAAAAAUACUGAACUGAACAAAGAGGUUCACCUGAAUAACCGCCAAGACACAAACGGCCAAUCGUCGGGCUCAUCUCAAACGACAACGACGAUCACAGGCUCCUCCUCUCACGGUACAAACUUCUGGAAUGACAUUUUCAAUAUUCCGAUUGCGACACUGAGCGCCGUCAACCAGUUUCUUAACAACAAGUCCGGAUCCGGAACCGUACAAGUUCACAAACAUACGGAAAUAGUUCACGGAACUGCUUAAUAGGCAGUUGGAACAGCCGCAUAGCAUCAUCAUUUGAGUGGCUCUAUAAAACAAAAUAAACCCAACGUAUUUAAAUUCUGGUUCAUCUUUUGAGAUGAAAGCUAAUGUAGGUCCAAUAAAAAUCGACAAACACUGAA
Messenger RNA from Uranotaenia lowii, 2034 nucleotides. Its product is annotated as merozoite surface protein 2. The transcript is spliced from 11 exons. Bases 281 to 1897 code for a protein of 538 amino acids. The record is from RefSeq and is a predicted model, not a curated record. NCBI's taxonomy places the organism in Eukaryota, Metazoa, Arthropoda, Insecta, Diptera, Culicidae.